AUAUGAAAAUAAUUAUUCUAUGCACAUAUCAUUUUUAUUUUUUUUAUUAAUACACUCAAAUCAGGAGGAGGCAGGAGGAAGAAAGAAAACAAAUAAUCCAGAGCGGUGGACCGUGUGGAUUUUCCUUUUUCUGCUUGUUUUGCAAAAAUUUGCAAAAAUACAAAACAUUUGUUGGGGGGGGGCAGAGAGAGAGAGUGGAUAAGCAAAAACAACACAUUGGAGAAUUGCGACUGAAAUAGCGUUUUGUUUAAAAAAACAUGGAUCAUGCUGCAAUUGAGCAAACGCACUCACAACACGAGCCCAUAAACUUUGGAAUUGAUCAGAUCCUGAACAAUUCGGAGCCAGGGAGUUGCAUGCACCCGAACCGAGUUGCUGAGUCGGAUUACCAGGUGGCAACCAACGUGUACAACUCCCAGCCUGAUGGCUACAGUAAUGCUUACAAUAACGCCUGCAGUAUGGCCGGAUUGCCGGGAUCCUAUAAUGUUAACAUGUCUAUGAAUAUGAAUGUAAGUAUGAAUAUGAAUCUUAAUAUGAACAGCGGGGCCGGGGUGAUCCGAGUGCCCGCGCACAGACCUAUACCUCCUCCACCUCUGUCGGCCGGGAUGCCAACUGUGCCCUGUCUCCCCAGCAUGGGCAACAUGGCAAACUUAUCUAAUUUAACUUUCCCCUGGAUGGAGAGCAGCAGGCGGUUUGCCAAAGACAGAUUAACAGACCUUAUUCCUGGCGGUUAUGGAAGGGACAUUUUAGAUGUGGUGAUCAACGGUAGUGAAGGAAUGGACUUUCCGAGGCAGACGGCUGAGGAACGGGAAGCUGAGAGGCAGCAGGCGAACCGACUGAUGAUUCAGCUCCAGCAAGAGGCCUUUCAGAAAUCGCUGACUCAGCCCGUUCAGCCUGACCCCCUGUGUCUGCACAAUGCCUCACUAUAUGCCCUGCAGAACCUCCAGCCCUGGGCAGAUGACAGCAGCAAAAUCACUUCCGUGACUUCAGUGGCAUCGGUGGUUUGAAUGACCAUAACACCGGCAAUCGUUCCGGGAACUUUCCUUUUCUCUCCCCACUGGCAGAGACACUGAAAGCCCCCCCAUACCAAAUCGUGCUGCACAUUACUGUAUAUUACUGGCCGGAAUCUUUUCUUUUUAAAAUGUAAAGUAUAGUUAUCAGAGACACACAUGAAAAAAAAACUCGCUAAAAGGUUAUUGCAAUGUGAAAAAAAAA
Messenger RNA from Rhincodon typus (whale shark), 1212 nucleotides. Its product is annotated as T-cell leukemia homeobox protein 1-like. Bases 258 to 1004 code for a protein of 248 amino acids. Gene Ontology annotation, cellular component: nucleus. The record is from RefSeq and is a predicted model, not a curated record. Gene Ontology annotation, molecular function: DNA-binding transcription factor activity, RNA polymerase II-specific; RNA polymerase II cis-regulatory region sequence-specific DNA binding. NCBI's taxonomy places the organism in Eukaryota, Metazoa, Chordata, Chondrichthyes, Orectolobiformes, Rhincodontidae. The transcript is spliced from 3 exons. Gene Ontology annotation, biological process: regulation of transcription by RNA polymerase II; animal organ development.